CCCCAGUGCAAGUGGUCUCUCCCCGCCGGGCCUCGCGGGCAGCGGCGCCGUUAGCAGAGGCCCCGCGCGUGCGCCCCCUCAGUGCGAAAUGGCGGCUGUGACCAUCGGGGCUUCCCGCAGCCUAGCCAAGCGCUGGCUGCGGCCCGCGGCCCGGGCGUGGCCAGCGGCGUGCCAGACUUUUGCACGGAACUUACACUUCACAGUCUAUGGAAAGAAAAAUGCUUCUACGAAGGUUUCUGAUUCGAUUUCUACACAAUAUCCGGUAGUGGACCAUGAAUUUGAUGCAGUUGUUGUGGGUGCCGGAGGGGCAGGUCUGCGGGCUGCGUUUGGUUUAUCAGAGGCUGGAUUUAAUACAGCAUGCGUUACAAAGCUGUUCCCCACCAGAUCUCAUACUGUUGCUGCACAGGGAGGGAUCAAUGCUGCUCUGGGAAACAUGGAGGAUGAUAACUGGAGGUGGCAUUUCUAUGACACAGUGAAAGGGUCUGAUUGGCUGGGUGACCAGGAUGCCAUACACUACAUGACUGAGCAAGCCCCUGCUGCAGUGAUAGAGCUGGAAAAUUAUGGGAUGCCAUUCAGCAGAACUGAAGAAGGAAAAAUCUAUCAGCGUGCUUUUGGUGGACAGAGUCUUCAGUUUGGAAAAGGAGGACAGGCUCACAGAUGCUGUUGUGUGGCAGACAGGACAGGACACUCACUGCUACAUACUCUGUAUGGCAGGUCUCUAAGAUAUGAUACAAGCUACUUUGUUGAAUAUUUUGCCUUGGACCUCCUUAUGGAAAAUGGAGAAUGUCGUGGUGUUAUUGCUCUUUGCAUAGAAGAUGGCACUAUACAUCGUUUUAGAGCAAAGAACACCGUCAUUGCCACUGGCGGGUACGGCCGCACUUACUUCAGUUGUACGUCUGCUCAUACUAGUACGGGUGAUGGCACUGCGAUGGUCACACGAGCUGGUCUUCCUUGCCAGGACUUAGAGUUUGUACAGUUUCAUCCUACAGGUAUCUAUGGGGCUGGCUGCCUUAUAACGGAAGGAUGUCGUGGAGAGGGAGGUAUUCUAAUUAACAGUCAAGGUGAAAGAUUUAUGGAGAGAUAUGCACCUGUUGCUAAGGAUCUGGCUUCCAGGGAUGUGGUGUCUCGUUCUAUGACCAUAGAAAUCCGUGAAGGAAGGGGUUGUGGUCCUGAAAAAGACCACGUGUACUUGCAGUUGCACCACUUACCACCACAACAGCUAGCAACUCGUCUCCCAGGAAUUUCAGAAACAGCUAUGAUAUUUGCUGGAGUUGAUGUCACUAAAGAGCCUAUUCCUGUUCUGCCUACUGUGCAUUAUAAUAUGGGAGGCAUUCCUACUAACUACAAAGGACAGGUGAUUACACAUGUAAAUGGCGAGGACAAAGUGGUACCUGGUUUAUAUGCUUGUGGGGAAGCAGCCUCUGCAUCUGUCCAUGGUGCAAAUCGACUUGGAGCAAACUCACUCCUGGAUUUGGUGGUCUUUGGUCGUGCAUGUGCCCUUACUAUUGCUGAGACAUGUAAGCCUGGAGAGCCAGUUCCCUCCAUUAAACCAAAUGCUGGUGAAGAGUCGGUUGCUAAUCUUGACAAACUAAGAUUUGCUGAUGGAACUGUAAGAACUUCGGAAUUGCGACUUAGCAUGCAGAAGGCAAUGCAAAGCCAUGCUGCUGUAUUUCGGACUGGCUCUGUACUCCAAGAAGGCUGUGAAAAACUUAGCCAAAUUUAUAGUGAUCUGGCUCAUCUGAAGACCUUUGACAGAGGUAUUGUGUGGAACACUGACUUGGUGGAGACCCUUGAACUGCAAAACCUGAUGCUUUGUGCUCUACAAACCAUUUAUGGUGCUGAGGCUCGCAAGGAGUCCCGAGGUGCUCAUGCCAGAGAGGACUAUAAGUUACGGAUAGAUGAGUUUGACUAUUCUAAGCCACUCCAAGGCCAACAAAGGAAGCCAUUUGAGGAGCACUGGAGAAAGCAUACCCUUUCGUAUGUGGAUGUCCCAUCUGGGAAGGUUACCUUGAAAUACAGACCUGUGAUUGACAGAACUUUGAAUGAAGAAGACUGUGCCAGUGUCCCACCUGCUAUCCGCUCAUACUAAUAACUUGCAUUCAACUUGCAGCCCUCUCCCAGAGGGGGUUAGUGUGCAUAAGCAUAGCGCGAGCAAAUCAAAAUGGUAUUGUCACUACCAAUUAAUGGAAAAUGUUGUCUAAACUUUUCUCCAGCUUAUAUUCUGCUGUUGCUUACUGUACAACUAUGAAAAUGGAAUGCACGACAGCUUAUGUUCUUUCAUCCAUCUGUCAAAAAUGACAAGGAAAACACAGAAUGUGUCUAAAUAAAAUUAUUAGAAGUUUUGUAUUUGUGUGACUAUGCUGUUAUGUAUAUAUUUACAGUGCUUUUACUCUGAAUGUAUAGUUAUUUCUGUAUUUUAAGAAAAAUACAUGCAUUGUGGUAGUUUCAGACAAGACUGAGAUGCUGAAUUUUACAGGAUGGAGACAAAAGCAUCAUAGUUGCUGAUUGUAAGUAAUAGAAAAUUAUAAACUAGCAAUUAGAAUUUGUUUUUUUCUAAAGCUAAAAUGGUAAAGAUUGUCAUACUGUUGUUUUAUUGAAGGAAACAAGACACUUCUACUUCCGUUGAACAAAGUAUAAUCUUAAUAGCUACACUGUACUAUCUGUGGAACUUCUGAAGACGUUGUUGUGCUUGUGUAAUUGCUCGGCUGUUUUCGCCUAGAGGAACCAAAGGGCACUUUUGCAGAAGACCAACCUAAAUCUUAAAGCUUACCAGACUUAAACUUAACCUGCUGUAGUGCUAAAAUGUAACUUGUGAGGCAACAAUAGAGCAACAUUUCUGUGAAUAAGACCCAGUUCUGAAAGGACUGAAGUGUGGGUCUGCAGAUUACAAUUGAAUGGAGCAUUUCUUCAUUUUUGAAAAUUUCUGUUUUCUCGACUGCUGAAUGUUGAUUGUUGGAAAAAAUGUUGGAAAAAAUGAAGUGUUGGGUUGGAAGAAUUUUAAUACACCAUGCUUCACUCUU
This is a messenger RNA of Cuculus canorus (common cuckoo), 3020 nucleotides long. It is a transcript of the gene SDHA, whose product is annotated as succinate dehydrogenase complex flavoprotein subunit A. The record is from RefSeq and is a predicted model, not a curated record. Gene Ontology annotation, biological process: mitochondrial electron transport, succinate to ubiquinone; tricarboxylic acid cycle. The transcript is spliced from 15 exons. Lineage: Eukaryota; Metazoa; Chordata; Aves; Cuculiformes; Cuculidae. Gene Ontology annotation, molecular function: succinate dehydrogenase (quinone) activity; flavin adenine dinucleotide binding; electron transfer activity. Bases 89 to 2089 code for a protein of 666 amino acids.